Molecule: messenger RNA, 462 nt
Organism: Macrosiphum euphorbiae (potato aphid)
Lineage: Eukaryota; Metazoa; Arthropoda; Insecta; Hemiptera; Aphididae
Source: the annotation of a GenBank genome assembly
AUGGGCGACAUUAAAGAAGAAGAUUGGAAUUUACCGGAGUGCAAAUACGAAUAUCUGGACCAUACAGCAGAUAUUCAAAUACAUGCGUGGGGAAGUACAUUGUCUGAAGCAUUUGAACAAUGUGCCAAUGCUAUGUUUCAUUACAUGACAGAAGUUGAUUAUAUUGAAAUGAAAGAGUCGUAUGAAAUAGAAGUUGAGGGCCAUGACAUGAUGACUCUUUUGUAUAAUUUUCUUGAUGAAUUGUUGUUCAUAUUUAGUGCUGAACCUAAUUAUAUUGCAAGAAAAGUACAAAUAGAAGUAUUUGACACAACUGCAUUUAAAAUUAAAGCUAAAGGCUUUGGAGAAGAGUUUCAACUUGGAAAACAUCCUCAAGGAACAGAAGUAAAAGCUAUAACAUUUUCCAAUAUGCAAAUACAUGAAAAUGAAGGGAAAUGUGAAGUGUUUGUAAUUUUAGAUAUUUAA